Messenger RNA from Candidula unifasciata, 2205 nucleotides. The record is from the annotation of a GenBank genome assembly. Lineage: Eukaryota; Metazoa; Mollusca; Gastropoda; Stylommatophora; Geomitridae.
AUGCCAUUGGCACUCAACGCCGACCCAUGGCGCCGAAUGGAAUUAGCACACGAAACAGAAGCUGGGAGUACAGAAGACAUGCUUGUGGAUGACCAGGGUGACUCAGAAAAUGAAGUUGAAAUCACCAGUGUCACCAAGAGUGGGGAGAAGGCAGACCCAGGUCAGUUUGAGUUACUGAAAGUGUUGGGCCAAGGAUCAUUCGGCAAGGUGUUCCUGGUAAGGAAGAUAUCAGCUCCUGAUGCUGGCACCUUAUAUGCCAUGAAAGUCUUGAAGAAAGCAACAUUGAAAGUUCGUGAUCGACAAAGAACAAAAAUGGAGAGAGAUAUACUGGCAGAUGUUAACCACCCAUUUAUAGUCCGGCUUCAUUAUGCAUUUCAGACAGAGGGCAAGUUAUAUCUUAUUUUGGAGUUUUUACGGGGAGGUGACUUGUUUACCAGAUUGUCAAAAGAGGUGAUGUUCACAGAAGAGGAUGUAAAAUUUUAUCUGGCAGAAUUAGCCUUGGCACUUGACCACCUGCAUGGGUUAGGAAUUAUCUAUCGAGAUCUCAAGCCAGAGAACAUUUUACUAGAUACAGAGGGUCAUAUAAAACUGACAGACUUUGGUUUGAGUAAGGAGUCCAUUUUUGAAGAGAACAAGACCUACUCUUUUUGUGGUACAGUUGAAUAUAUGGCUCCUGAGGUUGUCAACAGGAAAGGUCAUGGGACUCCCACAGAUUGGUGGUCCUAUGGGGUACUAAUGUUUGAAAUGCUAACUGGAGCAUUGCCUUUCCAAGGCACAAACAGAAAAGAAACAAUGACACAGAUUCUGAAAGCAAAACUUGGAAUGCCUCCCUUCUUGAGUCCUGAAGCUCAGAGUUUGCUGAGAGCACUGUUUAAACGAAAUCCUAACAACAGAUUAGGGUCUGGCCCACAUGGAAUAGAGGAAAUGAAACGGCAUCCCUUUUUCAGCACAAUUAAUUGGGUGAAACUGUUCAAGCGAGAGCUACAGCCUCCGUUCAAACCUGCAGUUGUGCAGACAGAUGACGUUUUCUACUUUGACAAAGAAUUUACUUCUAAGACUCCCAAAGAUUCACCUGGUAUGCCACCAAGUGCGACCGCCCAUGAGCUGUUCCGAGGGUUUAGUUUCAUAUCACCAGCAUUAUUAGAGAAUGAAAAUCCUUCACCUCCAGAGCAUGCUGUCGUCAAUAACAAUGGUCUGUCAAAGCUUCCUGGUGUUAAAAUCUCACCAUUCAGUGAUGACUAUGAGUUAAAAGAAGACAUUGGAAUUGGCUCUUAUUCUGUCUGUAAGCGAUGUAUUCACAAAGUCUCAGGGAGCAGCUUUGCUGUGAAGAUAAUGGAUAAAGACAAAAGAGAUCCUUCAGAAGAGGUUGAGAUUUUAUUACGGUUUGGACAUCAUCCUAAUGUGAUCACUCUAAGAGAUGUUUUUGACAAUGGAAACAAAGUGUACCUAGUUACAGAACUAAUGAGAGGUGGUGAACUGCUAGACAAAAUACUACGACAAAAGUUUUUCUCUGAACGGGAAGCCAGUGCUGUUCUACAGAUAGUGGCCAAAACUGUGGAAUAUUUGCAUUCACAUGGGGUUGUUCACAGAGAUCUCAAACCCUCUAACAUUUUAUAUGCUGAUGAUAGUGGUUCCCCAGACAGUCUUCGUAUCUGUGAUUUUGGCUUUGCCAAGCAGCUGAGGGCAGAGAAUGGCCUCCUUAUGACUCCUUGUUACACAGCAAACUUUGUUGCUCCUGAGGUAUUGAAGCGACAAGGCUAUGAUGCAUCAUGUGAUGUAUGGAGUCUUGGUGUUUUGCUGUACACAAUGCUGGCAGGUCACACACCAUUUGCAAACGGCCCCAAUGACACACCAAAUGACAUACUUGCCAGAAUUGGAGAGGGCAAAUUUUCAUUGGUUGGAGGCAACUGGGACUCCGUAUCUCCACAGGCAAAAGACCUUGUCAAACGAAUGCUGCAUAUCGACCCACAGAACAGGCUAACAGCUACUCAAGUACUUAACCAUCAUUGGGUCUCACAAAGAGACUCGUUGCCACAGUUCAGACUUACAUUGCAAGAUGCACAGCUGGUUAAGGACUCCGUUGCUGCUACUUUUAAGGCUUUGAAUGCCCAGAAUCUUAAACAAGCCACAUUAGAACCUGUAGGUGCUUCCAGGCUGGCCCAGCGACGUGGGAAAGUUAGACCAAAAAGUUCAACAGAAUUAUAA